Messenger RNA from Blastomyces dermatitidis ER-3, 2936 nucleotides. RefSeq names its product mannan polymerase II complex MNN10 subunit. The coding region runs from base 1243 to 2712 and encodes 489 amino acids. Lineage: Eukaryota; Fungi; Ascomycota; Eurotiomycetes; Onygenales; Ajellomycetaceae. Gene Ontology annotation, biological process: protein N-linked glycosylation. Gene Ontology annotation, cellular component: Golgi membrane. Gene Ontology annotation, molecular function: glycosyltransferase activity. The record is from RefSeq and is a predicted model, not a curated record. The transcript is spliced from 3 exons.
GUGCAGUAUAUAUAUAUAUAAAAUAAAAAGGGAAUUAUAUAAUAUCUUGAAGGAAGAGAAGCAUCUAAAUAUCUAAUGAAGAGAAUAAAAUAACUGAAGAGAUCUCUGAAGAUUGAUUUUGUUUUGUUUGUGUUUUUUUUGCUGUUUUUGUGAUUGUUUUUCUUUUUUUUCUUUUUUGGCUGUCGAAUCAACACCUCAACUUCUUCUCCCUUCUCUUCUUCUUCUUCCCUCUCUCUCCAUUCUCCACUCUCCAUUCUCUCUCUCUUCUCUCCUAUCUCCUGCUGCUAUAUAAUCCGUAUAUCCCAUCCCGCCGACCAAUCGGGCCCUGCGAUGUGUCUCACCACCCGCCCUCCUCCACCCACCCGCCGCCCAUCUAGCUCAUCCUCGUCGUCUCCUGUCUCGCCCUUAGCUUCUGGGCACAAUCGCCCCCAAUCGCCUCAAUCGCCUCAAUCGCCUCAACCGCCUCAAUCAAUCCAGGAUUGAUAUUUCAAACUUCAGACAAAUCUCAGUCGCUACAGAUUCUCCCUUGGCCGCCAUUGCUACCAUCGAUCACCAGACUUCUUCCCCUUCCUCUCUCACUUAUACCAAGUAUCCUUUUACUCACCUCUCGCCUCCUGAACUCCUCUUCCGCUGUGCCUUUUUUCUCCCUUCGGCCCGCUAAAACUCUUAUCCCUCCUAUUCCUGUUUUUGUCAAUCAAGAGACUUCGAACCCACCAAAGAAAAACUCGCAAGAUAUUCAAAGUAUAGCUCCUUCGCCGCAAACAUAGUCAUGCACAUACACUAUACAUAAUCUAUUAAUAAGAUAUAUACGCAUACAUACGGACCUGCAUACACACAAAGACGCAACAGGAGAUUCUGUGGAAGCGCGGCCACCGAGGCGGGCAAUAAAGACACAUACACACACACAUAUAUAUAUUCUUACAUACAUCUCCCUGUUCGUGGGUUGAAAGGGAGAGAAUUCCGCCCUCUCCCAUUCUUCCUGCUCCCCCGUAUUCGCCCUUCAUCCUGGCUUCAAAAUCUUCGAGGGAUAGCCGCUCUCCCGGUCCGCACCACCGAAGACGCUCCUCUGUCCGCAUCACCUCCUCCGUAAAACACCUCCAAUCCUCCUCCAAGCGGGCUCAGGCGGCAGCAUCAGCAGUAGCAACAGCAGCAACCACCUCCUCCCUUUCGCCUAGCUCAGGCUCCCUCCCCUCCAUCGCCUCCCUCCCGUCAGGCACCCCUCCAUAUCCGGGCCAGUCGUCCAUGUCCCUCUCGAGAUCACCCUCCCCCCGUCGUGGCGGAGGAUGGUCCAGCCCCGGCUUAACCAUCGGCGCCGGCAGUUCUAGAGGCUCCAGUCCGCGAAGGGGAUUCAACGACAUAGCAAACAGUAGCACAAGCAGCGGGAAUGGGGCUUUCUAUCCAAACGGUUCACCAAUCGCUGGCUCGGGUCCUGGCAACGGUGCGGUGACCUGGGCUUCCGCAAAGGCGAAAAGUGACCGCAUAGUCGGCUACCCUUCCUUUUCCACGCGAAACAAUGGCUUCUUUUCGAGACAGCGACGGAAAAUCUCCGCAAGCCUACCGCGCUUCCGUGUUAAUUCCAUGCUGGAUUACAGUGAGAAGGAAAAGCUGGGUCGCGGGCGAUGGCUGCCACGAGGGCUAGGCGACAUGCCCAUGCGCGCUCGUAUCAAAACUCUUCUAGGCAGCUUGAUUCGGCGGAAAAGGUUCAGAUACUUGCUCCUCCUGCUACUAACUUUUCUCUUUUGGCUGUUCUUCUCAACUCGCAUUAUACAAUCAUACCGCGCAUCCUCGAUAGGUGGGGGUAAGAAAAUCGUGAUGCUCGUGGGCUCGAAUAUCGGCGGAGGAGUCAUGGAAUGGAAAGGCGCUCGUGAAUGGGCAAUUGAACGGGAUAGUUUGAAAAACAAGAGGAAAUACGUCCAGCGCUGGGGCUACGAACUGGAAAUCGUCAAUAUGGUUACGAAGAAACGAUACGCACACGAAUGGCGCGAAGGGUGGGAAAAAGUCGAUGCGAUCCGCCAGGCUUUACAACGAUAUCCCGAUGCAGAGUGGUUCUGGUGGCUAGACCUCCACACCUACAUCAUGGAACCGACCUACUCCCUCCAAUCGCACGUCCUCAACCACCUCGAAUCCAAAGCCUACCGUGACAUCAACGUCUUCAACCCGCUCAACAUCACCCACCCCCCCACCGCGCCCUACCUCGAUCCCAUCUCCCUCUCCCGGACGGGCGACGACAAAACCUCCUCCAUAAACAUGAUCCUCACCCAGGACUGCUCCGGCUUCAACCUGGGCUCCUUUGUCCUCCGACGCAGCACCUGGACCGAGCGCCUGCUGGACAUGUGGUGGGACCCCGUGCUGUACGAGCAGAAGCACAUGGCCUGGGAGCACAAGGAGCAGGACAGCCUAGAACACUUGUACAUCAACCACCCGUGGGUGCGGCCGCACGUCGCCUUUAUGCCGCAGCGGCGCAUGAACUCAUUCCCGCCGGGCGCGUGCGGGGAUGGCACGGACAGGCGCUUCCACUACCUGCGCAAGGAGAGGGAUUUCAUCGUCAACAUGGCCGGCUGCCAGUGGGGACGGGACUGCUGGGGAGAGAUGUAUUAUUAUCGCCAGCUGGGGUACUUCCUGAAUCGGACGUGGUGGGAGCGGUUUAAGGAAGGCUUGGCGGACAUCUUUUUCAAAAUGAUUGGGAGGCCGCUGAAGAGGCAGUUCACAUAAAUUUACCUGUUUUUAUCUUUUAUGUUUCUUAUUUUCUAUCUUUUUUUUGUUUUCUCAUUCUGUUUAUCGAUUAUCCUGGUGAUAUUCCUUUGGAUUUUUCUUGUUAUUUUUCUUUCUUUUCUUUUCUUUUUUCUUUUUUCUUUUUUUUUUUUUUUUUUAAAUAUAUAUAAAUUUCUUCACCUUUUCUUGUUCUUUCUUCAUUUCUCUCUUUUCGUCUGAUCAGG